CGAGAUUUUUUUCUCCUUUAUUCCGUUUAGCAGCAAGCGGUACCUUUUCGUGGCGUGGUCGGAGAAUUUUUUUUACAGAAUUUCGCUGAUAAAUUUUGCUCGAAACGGACUAAGACCAUCGCUCAUUAAUAGGCAACGAUUUCAGGAUAUUUGUGCGUGCAAAUUAAACUUCAGUAACCCCCGGCAAAGGUAAGAAUCCGAGGGCAGCCAAAGCAAUAUGAAAACAGUAAAAAUCCUUCCACCAUUGUGAAUCCACUAGCGCUGAAACGGAUCGAUUAAAAUUGAAAACAUUCUUUCCCGUAAAGAACUAUGUCGCAGAAUUUUAUGUAAUGUAGUGAAGUAAAGUUUAUAAAAAGUUUUGCAAGUUCCCGAAAGUUUUCGCCGGGAGAAAAUCGAGAAGAAAAAAUGGACACGAAAGUUGUGAAGUUUGUUUUUUUUUUCGUUUCGUUUAGUUCAAGAACUAUCGUAGUCAAAAUGGUGUUCAGUUUACAACUCACCGAAUGUAUCUCCAAAAAUGGGACGUACUGGACCUGUGCAUAAGUUUUCAUAGACAAAGUUUGUUUCUGUUUAAAAUCAAUAGACGCAUUUCUUCUGAGCUACUAUCCCUAGCUGGUUUAGUGUCGGUUCCGGUCGUAUCAUCGACUGGUGAGACGAUCUGGGAAUGAUUUAAUCUAGCAACUGAAAGCUUUAAGAAGCGAUCGUCAGUUUAAAACAAAGUGCAUAAGUUAUAAAAACACUAGUAAAGUUCAAUCAAAAAAGUAGUUUGAAAAUUGGUGCCUAUCUAAAAGUCCUCAAAAUGGGCAGGAGAAAAGUGUCCCCGGUUCUUCGUGGGCUCUUGCUCGAUGUGUGUGUGAAGUCAUCAAAAUGGACAGUGACGAUUCCAGACCAGGUUCGUCAGCAUCCAACAGCUCCGACUCGGAUAAUCCGUCCAGUCCGGGUGCAAUUGAUGAACCAAAAAUGCAGGAAGAUACUCCUAAUAUUCGCAGUUCCCGUUCACGUUCGCGAUCCAGGUCGCGAUCAAGGUCGCCUUCAGGAUCGCGGUCCGGUUCACGGUCCCGGUCACGAACGGGAUCCCGCUCACGAUCUAAUACCCCAACGUUGAGUCCCUUGGGCAUGAAAAAAGAGAGUCCACCUUCGAGCCCAAAAAACUACGAUGAUGCCCCUUCGGGAUCCAAUACACCUUCGUUUCGGAGUGCGGAGAAUUCUAGGCAUUCAAUGCCUCAGAAAUCACCACGAAGCCGCAGUAACACGCCGGAGGAUCGUUAUAAUCGUUCGCGAUCAGCUUCAAAGGAAUCCAACCGGUCGGACUGUUCACCCAACAGGCAUCGUCGUCUGUCCCGUCAUUCCAGUGCCUCAAAUCUCAGCGAGAAGCUGAAGGGUGAGGAAAUCUCAGAUUGUGAAAUGGAAUCGGAACGUGAGGAUAAAGAUAAAUCCAACGAUGCCAAUAGUAAACUCGAAGACAGCGAUAUGCCUUCGGCGGUAAGUGGCGUUAAGGAUACGCUCGAUAUGAGUCAUGAAGACCUGAGCGAUGUUAGUUUGGAGAGCGAAAAUGAACCGGAAGAAGAAGAAAAGGAAAGUGAUCAGGAGAGUGAUAAGGGCGAAUGUGACGAAGACGAUCGAGAAGAGCCUCCGGUUAUACCGGAGCCAGAGCCUGAAGAAGAGCCCGAGCCGCGAGAAAUUGAGAAAUUAAAAAUAACUGAUUUACGACAAAAGUUAGAGGAAAAGAAGAACCAACUGCGGAACAUGGAGGAAAAACAACCAGUGAAUGGGUCAUCGAGAGGGCAUGACAAUCUUCUGGAGGCCCCCCUCAUUGACGCUAAAAAUGACGAAGAUGCAUUGGACUUUGAGGCAGAAGAAGGAGAAUGUGAUCCGCCGAAGGAGGCGGAGAAAACUGAGACUGGCAAAAUUCCAGUGCAAGCACCGGAAGCUGAGAGUAAAAAAAGGAAAAGUUCCGAAGUCGAGUUGGAAGAAGGUGAAGAGUUAGAGGAAGGGGAAGUAUCCGAUGAGGAUGAGAAGAGGCCGGAGGAAACCGAACCCAAACCGAUCUGUAGAUUCUACACUCGUGGGCAAUGUACAUGGGGAAUGAGUUGCCGAUUCCUACAUCCGGGUGUGACCGACAAAGGCAACUAUACCAUGUUCGACAUGGUGCGCCCAGUUCCGAUCCCGCAUCAGCCGCCGCCAUAUGCAGCUCAUCCCGUCAUGUAUCCUACAGAUUAUCGCAUUGAACGUCCACCAAUGCAUCAUAUUCCACCGCAUCAUGCUGUUCCGUAUGGUGGUGGUGCUGGUGGAUUGCCUCCACAGGUCCGAGCACCCGAACCUGUAACUGAGAGCGCCUGGGAGCGAGGUUUGCGAACUGCAAAGGAAAUGAUGCGUAAAGCCAGCAAACGCAAGGAGCAGGAUAUCGAUUUUGAAGACAAAAAAAUGAAUCUUUCGACGCAGGAUGAUCUAGAAAAGGACAACUAUUACACAAGAGGAUCGCCAGAUGCUUCGCCCCCUUAUGCAGGUCGCCCUGCUGGUGCUGGAAAUGCAUACGAAUUUAACGCUCCUGUCACGGCCAAAUUCACUCGCGGUGGACCAACGUUCGAGGAAGAUCAAUUUGGAAGAACUCAACGAUACCGUGAGCUACCGUCACAUCGAAUGCCUCAAUACGAGGACGAGGACCCCACCAAAAGGCGUAAUCGUUCUACUCGUGAAGUUAUACUCCAACGGGCCGAUGAGUGGAGCGAUCCAUGGAUGCGUUCCAAGUCACCUGGUCGAGAGAAACGUACGGUGCGACGCGAGCGUCGAAGCUACAGCAACAGUUCAUCAUACAGUAGCUCCAGCAGCAGCUCCCGAUCUGGUUCCAGUUCAGAUUCGAGCCGGUCGCCAUCGCCCAGUACGAGGCGCAAUCGAUACGACAGUCACCGGUCAAAAGAAAGUGAACGCCACACUACUCAUGUUCGGAAAGUUAUUCGUACCCGGUCGCCUAGUGUUAGCCCGAAGCGUUCAAAAUACUCACCAGUUCGUAAAGCAUCGCCGGUAGUGUCCAAGAAGCGUAACCCAUCUCCAAUUCCAGAAAAGCGAAUCAUCGAGAAAACAGUGAUAGCCAAGAGAAAGAAGUUGUCACCUGUACGCAAAGUGUCCACCGAGAAGAGACGGAAGCGGUCCAGUUCGUCUGGCUCUGGGUCAUCAGACUCGAGUGAUUCGGGUUCGGAAAGUUCGUACUCUUCCAGUUCAUCUACUUCGUCUAGGGGAAAGAGCACAACCAAGAAGUCCAAAGUACCCGAAAAGUCAUCAAAGACGGUCCAGAUAUCUAAGAAAGUGAACGACCAGAAAAAAUCAGUCAGCGAUUCAAAACCGAACGCUCAAGUCAUUCCUCCCUCCAGUGCUGCUUUGGAGAAGGCGGCGGCUAGUGCCAAUGCGUCGAAGAAAUCUUCUCGACGGGAGGAACUUCUCAAACAGCUGCGAGCUGUAGAGGAAGCGAUCGCACGGAAACGAACCAAAAUCGCUUAAAUUUUAUCGGCGCAUCUGGCUUCAUCAUGUUUUUAAACAAUUCACCGCGAUCUUAAACCUACCGGAAGAAAGAACCGAAACUGUGAAAUAAAUACAAACCUUCGUAGCACGAGGGCUUGUUUUUCAACAUUUUUUUAAGUGAGCGCGUAGUAAUUACUUUACCCAUUUGACAGUCAUCUGGAGAAGCAUCUAUUCUUAUUAUAUACUGAAUUGUAAGAUAGAGUCUACGUCUAUUUUCCGCAACAAAAUUAGUUGUAGAAAUGAUCCGAUAGAAUAUGUGAACUGUUUAAUUGUAGAGUGCGACAUAAAAAUAGUUAGGAGCACUCACAUAGCACACCAAUCUCCUGAUCCCAACUACAUACAUGUUUGUGUGGCAUCAGCUAUGCCUGUUAUUCUGUACUUGAGCGAUACUGACUGUAAGUAGAGAACAAUAAACGUUUGAAUGUCACCCAAAA
This is a messenger RNA of Topomyia yanbarensis, 3947 nucleotides long. Its product is annotated as zinc finger CCCH domain-containing protein 18. The coding region runs from base 865 to 3492 and encodes 875 amino acids. NCBI's taxonomy places the organism in Eukaryota, Metazoa, Arthropoda, Insecta, Diptera, Culicidae. The record is from RefSeq and is a predicted model, not a curated record. The transcript is spliced from 7 exons. Gene Ontology annotation, molecular function: metal ion binding.